Messenger RNA from Clunio marinus, 935 nucleotides. NCBI's taxonomy places the organism in Eukaryota, Metazoa, Arthropoda, Insecta, Diptera, Chironomidae. The record is from the annotation of a GenBank genome assembly.
AAAAAAUAAACAUUUUAAUUUUUCAUUAUUUAGAGAAGGGAAAAUAUCAUUUAACAACACCAAUCCAUUAACUGUUAUGGCUUGUUUCAAACAUCUGCAAAAGAACAUCAUUUUGUUUAAUCAAUAUCGGAGAAGCGCAAGUCUCCUGACGUCAAUUGACUGUAGAAAAUUUGCCGAAAGAGAAAAUGAACAUAAACCUUGUCUACAGUUGAUAAAUAAUACGAAGUUGUCAAAAGAAGAUGUCAAGUAUUUGGUUCAUAAUCAGUGGUCAUCGAAGGACAUUUACUAUUAUUCUAAAGUGAAUAUAUCGACAGAACCAAACGAUAAAGAUGUAUCAAAUUCUUCAAAUGAUAAUCGCACGAAUGAAGAUAAAUUAGAGAAAGUCUAUGACACACUCUACAAGACUUUGCCGAAUCUUUUCGUUCAACCACUUGAUUAUUCUAUUUAUUCUGUCAACUUAAUCUUUGAAAAUAAUAUACGAGGAAUGCGAACAGUAGGAUUGCAACAUUUCGUGAAGCAAGUUGCACUUCUUCGAGUUGUUGGCCAUCUGAAAUUUGCAUAUGUAAAGUUUGAAAUCUUAAAAAUCACUAAACACAAAGAAGACAACACAGUAAGAGUACGAUGGCGAGUAAGAGGAAUUUCUGCGAUGCGAGUGAUGUUGACAUUCUGGAGAUAUAAGCUUUGGAAAAUCAAGGAGAUCUUUGAUAAACAAGAGUCUUGGUAUGACGGCUUUUCAACCUUCUACGUUGACGAUGAAGGAGCAGUUUACAAGCAUGUUGUAGAUAGGUUAAUGCCCGAUGAUAGUAAAGAAGCAAUUUUGGAAGAUUCUAAAAUAGCUGGCGAAUUACCCGUGUAAAAUUUAUGUCAGAUAAUUUUUUCUCGACUAUGUUAAGUUGAAAUUAGGAAAAAAUAAAACAGAAAGUUCAACAAUUAAA